UAUAAAAACCUCAAGGUCAAGGCUGGAACUAAACGGAUAAACACAGAGAUACCAAUAAAGCAAUGGCAGCAUUGGAGGUUCCCACCUCUUCAGCACCCCCAGUCACCACCGGGAACACAUCAUCACAAAUGGAUUCGUGUGAAGGCCUGAAAUGCUACAUGGUCUUGACCGAGGUGGAGACGAAAGUCAUCAGCUCCAUGUGUUUCCUGUUCGGUCCUUUGACACUGCUGGAGAAUGCUCUUGUGCUGGGGGUGAUCACUGCCACGGCCAUGCUGCGCCAACGGCCUUCCUAUCUCUUCAUUGGCAGCCUUGCCCUGGCUGAUGUGUGCGCCAGCUGCUUCUUCACUACCAGCUUCCUGAGCUUCCACCUGUUUCACCACAGAGAUGGCCGCACUGCCUACCUCUUCCAGCUGGGCGGAGUCACCAUGGCCUUCACUGCCUCGGUCGGGAGCUUACUGCUGACUGCCUUAGACCGCUACCUCUGCAUCUACCAGGCCUCCAGCUACAAGGUGUUGCUGACACGCCGCAGAGCCCUGCUAGGCCUGCUGGCUCUUUGGAGUACUACCAUCAUCAUCUCCUUCUUGCCUCUGAUGGGCUGGACGUGUGCCACAAACUUCAACCCGCCCUGCUCUCGCCUCUUCCCCUACAUCAACAAGAGCUACCUGAUCUUUUGGACCAGCUUCAUUCUGGUGGUUCUGGCCCUUAUCUUGGGUGCUUAUGCUCUGAUCUUGUGGAAGGCCCACCGCCACGUAGCCUCCAUGAGCAGACUACAGGGAACAACAGUGAAAGGCCAGGCCCGCAUGAGGAUGGAUAUCCGUCUAGCACGUACCUUUGGUCUGAUACUGCUCAUACUUAUCGUGUGCUGGUUCCCUGUACUCUGCUUCAUGCUAGCUGAUGUCUCUGUGCGUCUGACCGACCCCCAGAAGAGGGUCUUUGCUUUCUGCAGCGUCCUCUGCCUGGCCAACUCAUCGGUGAAUCCAUUGCUUUACGCCCUGCGCUGCAGAGAGCUCAGGAUUGCUCUGCUGCAGCUGCUGGGGGGCCUGAAAUGCCAAAAAUCCAUGGAGAACUCAAGCCCAGGACUACACUCAGGAGAAGACAACAGCUAUACUGCUUUCUCUGAGGGUGACGGGCCCGUGACUGCAAGCACCCAAGUUAACUCAGUCUCAAUAAGGGUGGAUAUGCCGUACAUGAACGCUGGGAAAUGAGAGGGUUGCCAGAUAUAUCAGAGUAGCUAUGUAGUUAGAGUAAGCUCUGUGUUUGUGACAGUGUGCUGAUGGUAAAGGGAGGCACUAAAGAUUAGGUAAUACAGUGCAAUAAUUCAAACUAAUCAUAAUAACAAAAUAUGUGUCACCAGAAGAUUUGCUGUAGAAUAAGAACAAAUUAUGUAGACUUUAAGACUAGGAUUCAUUGCUGACAAAUGAUUAGUGCUUAGUGAAUAACCUUCCUUUUUGAACAAGCUUUUUUGUGGUAUAGGCUCUAAAAUAGUAAGCCUUGAGGACUGCUUGUGAAACGUACAUAGGGCAGGAUUAGGAUGUCUACAAAAUGAGGGAAAUAUCCUUUUUGAAAUUACAACACUUGAGAGACAGUGCUGUUAAAACAUAUGUGCACAGAAAUAUUAACCUGGGGGAUUUCCUGAGUAUAACCAAAGUAUUGCACGUUUUCUCAUUAAAUUAUCAUUUUUGCAAUGAAGAGAUAUUGUGAAGGAGUAUUAUCAAAUAUGGUUGAUUAAGGAUGCAGUGCACUAGAAUCCAGAUCAGUGUUAAGAAACCCUCUGUUCCCCAGUUGUUGUUAAAGGCCGAGCAACAUCUUUAGUUGUUUGUUGAGCUGAUGUGUUGUGACCCUGCGGCACCUCCCCUCUAACCUUUUGCCCUCUCUGCCUCCCAUGCCAGUGCAUUAGCGCGCUCACAACGAUGAAAUAUUGUCUCCUCUGAACUGAACUGCUGACUUUUGGGUUCAACACACAAGAGGGAGGUGGAUGUGUCCGUAUGCUUGUUUGUGUUGAAGUGUUUGUCCCUGAGCAGGCAGUAAAAGAGGACCCUGUGGUUUGCCUAGCUGUCCAUGAAUACAAGGACAUUACAAAAGCCCUAUGCAUGGGAGGAUUUUACACAAUGUUCGCCGCAUGCGAGUACAAGCAGCGUGCCGAGGUAAGAGGGGCACAUGCCAGGAAGAGAACGAACCCAAACCACAGACACUGGAACACUCUUUGCAAUAGUAACAACUGGCAGCUACGGUGAAAUACACACUGACAUGAGCUCACAAGCACGCGGGCACACAAA
Molecule: messenger RNA, 2276 nt
Organism: Myripristis murdjan (pinecone soldierfish)
Lineage: Eukaryota; Metazoa; Chordata; Actinopteri; Holocentriformes; Holocentridae
Gene: cnr2
Product: cannabinoid receptor 2
Exons: 4
Coding region: 63-1205 (380 amino acids)
Biological process (GO): G protein-coupled receptor signaling pathway
Cellular component (GO): membrane
Molecular function (GO): cannabinoid receptor activity
Source: RefSeq, a predicted model, not a curated record